This is a messenger RNA of Macrosteles quadrilineatus (aster leafhopper), 2426 nucleotides long. RefSeq names its product zinc finger protein 710-like. Lineage: Eukaryota; Metazoa; Arthropoda; Insecta; Hemiptera; Cicadellidae. The transcript is spliced from 8 exons. The coding region runs from base 294 to 2426 and encodes 710 amino acids. Gene Ontology annotation, biological process: regulation of transcription by RNA polymerase II. Gene Ontology annotation, molecular function: RNA polymerase II transcription regulatory region sequence-specific DNA binding; zinc ion binding; DNA-binding transcription factor activity, RNA polymerase II-specific. Gene Ontology annotation, cellular component: nucleus. The record is from RefSeq and is a predicted model, not a curated record.
AAUCAAAAUGGAGGCGUGAAGAAUCAAAGAAUGCAAUGAAGACGGUUCUUUAUGUUUUUACUUUUUGUGCCUGUGCUCGUACUUCAAAACCAUCAUGUUGCCUUAUUAUUUAGUUGUUAUUACAAUUUAAAUUAAAGUAGUCCUUAAUCUUGAUCAUAGAAUUUAAAUUAGAUUGUAGGCCUACUGUCAUCCUCGAAAUGGAAGUAUAACUUAUCGAAAGUGCUGUAUUCAAAGGUGGCCAAACAGGAGUUAGCCUACCUAGUGCGUAAGCACAAAUUUUAUUGUUUUUCGUGAUGCCGGAUUCCGCUGAAAAUAAUGUUGCUUGUCGAAUAUGCAUGAACCCUAAAGACCAAUAUGUAUCUUUAUUUUUCAAUGACCUGUCAAGGAAAGUUAUGGAACUAGCUGAUGUUCAGGUUGAGAAAGAAGAUGGUUUGCCUGAAAAUAUUUGUGCAGAAUGUGAAAAAGAACUUGAAAAGUGCUACGAGUUUCGACUUAAAGUGCAAGUUGCGGAUAAGAAAUUUCGAAAGUGCUUAGGCCUCAAAUUUGCUCAGGUUGACUUAGAAGAACACAAAAUCAAAGAGGAAAAUUACAUUAACGAGGAUAGUUCUGAUAAUGAAGAUGACACACACUCUGUUUGUAUGGACGAAGAGAAUGAACAUGAACCUGAAGACUCCCAGAGGAUAAGCGAAGAAACUGAAGAGGCCACACCUGAUCCACUAAACCACGUUCAAGUUGUUCAAGAAAACGAGAAAGCUGUUGAAAUGGCUGAGGAUCCUAUUGCCCACACAGACCUUAUGGUCAAACAGCCACAAAUAACGCUGCCAAAAAUUGAAGAAGUGUCCGUGGAUCAAUUUGCAUGUAUGAAGCAAGAAAGCGAGGUUGAUAUAAUGGAUAUUGAUUGUAAUCAACCUGAUCCCUUUGGACCUUCUUCAUCGGUCAGAUCCGUUCAACGACAAAAACCAAUGUCUAUCUUAAUGUCAACAUCAACUGAAGAAGCUCAGACAAAGAAUCAGAAGGAACCAAUUCGACGAUCUUCAAGAACCAGCACAAGGGAUCAGCAAAUAGGAUUUGCUGGGAACCAAAAAGUCUUAUCAGACUUAUCACUACAAGGUAGUAAAGCUGAUGGUAAACCUACGAAGGAGAAUAAGGAAGAGACGGAUCAAGGUUUCGUGUUGAUUCCACAUCAGUUGGGAUUCGACGCUGGAUUGUUAGUUCCAUUUACGGAUGAUCCUAAUAGCCCAGCAUCAAAAAAUGAUGCCAAUUUGGUUGGCAAGAAGAACAGAGGUCCCCGAAACCUUGAAGACAAACCUGUAAAAGAGCCUAUAAGCACAAAAUCCUUGAAAUCUUCAUCCCCUCCCCAAUCAUCCAAUGCAGAAGUAGAAGCCGAAGAAGAAUGUUUUUGCCCAGUGUGCAAUAUAGAUUUUGGCUUCCCAGACAUCCUGGAUGAACAUAAGAAAGGAAAGGAAUUCAUCUGCAGAUCUUGUACCACUAUAUUCAACAACCAUGAAGAACUCGAAGCUCAUUUUGUCAGCCAUCGUAAGUUCAUUUGUAAGGUGUGCAAAAAGGUUUUUCACGUCAAGUCGGACCUUAUAAGGCACAAGGGCACAGUGCAGGGUUGUAAAAGGCCAGAAAUGCUGAAAUGUAAAUAUUGCCAUAACAGAUUCGUGCAUGAAAGCAACCUUGAAUCCCAUAUGAAAACUAAACACCCUAACGCAGAGUCCCGUCCUUUUGCCUGUAAUAUUUGUAACAGUAGUUUUAAGAUUCGUGGCACCUUCAGAGAUCAUUUAAAAGCAUGUCACACGGUUUAUGAGAGUAUGGAAUGUGACAUUUGUCACAAGAUUUUACCAGGGCCUUCUAGUUUGAAAACACACGUAAAAAGUACACAUAUUCAAUCUGUGUCUGAAGUUUGCGAGAUAUGCAACAAAGUCAUGGCGAGCAAGACGGCUUUCAAAUUGCACAUGGAGACUCACAACGGGGAGGAAAAGGUUUGCUACAUCUGCGGAGCCGUGAUCAAGGGGAAAACGACGUUCAAGCAGCACAUUUAUUACCACGAAAACCGACGACACUCGUGUAGCUUUUGCAACAUAGUGUUCAACACGUUGUUGGAGAAAAACCGACACUACAGGGAGAAGCAUGUUGCGCCAAAACCUGCGAUUUGUGAAAUAUGCGGGAAAGAAUUCAAGGCGAGGGAGAUAUUGAAGAAUCAUAUGAUGACACAUUCUGAUGAGAAACCUUACGUUUGUAGUCUUUGUGGCGCCGCUUUCAAAAGCAAAACAGUUCUCAAAACUCACAGUAGAGUGCACAGUGAUUUGAGGAAAUACUCUUGUAAAAAUUGUGGAGAGGCAUUCAGGUGGAAACAGACUUUUGACAAACAUAUUGUGAAGUGCGGGUCCUCGCAGAAUGAGGCUGGAACACGAAUCAAUUGA